AUGUCCCAGAAAAUCCGACCAGCGUUGGCUCUAUGGGGCACUCGGAUGGCUUUCAUGUCAUAUGGGUGGGACGCAGGAGUGCUGGGGGGUGUUCUGGAAACUGCACCGUUUCAGGAUGCAAUGAAGCACCCAUCUACCACUACUCUGUCGAUGAUUGUGGCAGCCUUUCUGCUUGCUUCAUGGCUAGGUUGCUGUAUCGUCGCCUCACCCUGGAGUGAUAGAGUUGGGCGGAGAAUGUGGGUUAUUUCAGGAGCAGCUAUCCAAAUUGUCGGGACGAUUAUAUCGACCGCCAGCUAUUCCUCGGGACAAAUGAUUGCCGGUCGCACUAUCAUUGGUAUUGGAAAUGGCAUUGUUGUUGCCUCUGCGCCCGUAUACAUUGCUGAAAUUACUCCAGCCACUAGCAUGAGAGGACCAUUGAUAGGUAUUUUGAUGGGCUUUGCCUGCACUGGAACAACUCUGGCUUAUUGGGUCGACUUUGCAUUCACACAUGCAAGCGGCCAAGUUGUAUGGCGUGUUCCUGUUGGACUGCAGGUCAUCUGGUCUUUGCUAACCAUCAUCCUUACAUGGCCUAAUAUGGACUCUCCACGAUGGUAUUAUCUCAGAAAUCGUGACGGGGAAGGGCUGAACGUUCUUCAGCAGCUCUAUCCAGACCAAGAGGUUGCUUUGAGAGUCCAAGGUGAAAUUUUGAAGGAGUUGCGGGAAGAGAAAGAGGAGAAGCUCCAACUAUCCAACCUCAUCUUUGAUAAGUCUCCGACGCAAGCAAUGAGGCGUAUUCGAGACGGUGUUGUACUUGUUGGUGUCGCGUAUCUGAUGGGCAUUAACAUGAUUUUCUACUACAUGACCACAAUCUUCCACGUUUACAUCGGCCUUCCCGCGAAAACAUCUUCCUGCUUGUCUGGGGCGGCAACGACCCUUCUCGCCAUCGGUGUUUUCGUAGGUUCCUAUUUCUGUGAAAAGUCUGGCCGUCGCAAGUGGCUUCUUUGGGGAUCUGCCACCCAAUCUGUUUUCAUAAUAGCUUUCACGGGCCUUCUUGCCGCCGGAAAAAAGACGACUUCUUCAGCAGCUGCCGCUAUGUUGUUUGGCUGGAUUUUGGUUUUCAGCCCAACUUGGGCUCCUUUACCUUACAUCUACGUCAGCGAGACGAUGCCACUGCGGCACCGCCAUACCGGUGUCGGCCUCAGUAUGUCAUCCCAAUGGCUUAUGGCGUUUCUCACCGUGUACGCGGGACCAAUUGCAAUCGCGAAUGUUGGAUGGAAGGCGUGGAUUUGGUUUGCAGUGUUCAACGUUGCUGCUUUCCCCUAUGUGUACUUCUUCAUCCGGGAGACUCGAGGAAGAUCUCUCGAAAAUAUGAACGACCUUUUUGGAGACGAACACCUCAUUGAUGGGAAUAGUAGUUCCGGUGAUACUUCUGAUGAUGUCAAAGAAGUCAAAGCAGCACCAGUUAGCAAGGCUUGA
Paracoccidioides brasiliensis Pb18 is the source of this 1455-nucleotide messenger RNA. RefSeq lists its product as uncharacterized. Bases 1 to 1455 code for a protein of 484 amino acids. Gene Ontology annotation, biological process: transmembrane transport; carbohydrate transport. The record is from RefSeq and is a predicted model, not a curated record. Gene Ontology annotation, cellular component: membrane. The transcript is spliced from 7 exons. Gene Ontology annotation, molecular function: carbohydrate:proton symporter activity.